CUAGCCUUUUAUAGAGUAGAGCUUUUGAUCACAUUUUCAUUCUGGUGUUCUUUGUUUCCAGUUCUAUAUAUAUGUUAUGGAGCUUGAAGUACUUGGUCUACCUCUAAUUCCAACAGGCCAUAGUACUAAUCCACUGGAAGGGUUCGACCGAAACCGAAAUGGGUUCGAGCCGAAUGAUCAGAAAGAAUGCUGUUUGGGAAGAAAAUUUGAUCAUGGAAACGAUUACUACAAGCGAAGUUUCGAAGCGGCUCUCAAUCUUGAGGAAGUAGCUGCUGGGGAUAGUAAUAGAAAUGUGAAGUCGUCUCUGUUGUGUUGGUAUGGACAGCCAAAUGAAGAAGAUGAUGAUGGCAAAGAAGAGAGAAAGGGAGCCUCUUUCACCACUGACAUGAAUGAAGAAGAAGAAGAAGCAGAAAACCAUGUUGUGGGGUGGCCACCUAUAAAGUCAUGGAGGAAGAAGCUAAUGCAUCGCCAGCAAGGUGGUGGGAGGAUAAUGGAAGAUCGGACGGUUGAGAGGGGAAGCCGCGGAUCAAACUCCACGUACGUGGAGGUCAGGCGAUGGCGGGAGUGCCAACCGGAAGAAAGAUCGAUCUACAACUGUUUCAUUCUUCCCGGGCACUUUCAGACACAUUGAUCACCAAGUUUGGUAGUUGUAGUUGUUGAUUUGCGCUUUCUAAAAUCUUUCAUGUUCCAAAACAAGGGUUUAAUCAGUUGAAUUACGCAAUUCUUGACCAGAAGAAUAGUGUGGCUGUGACACUUUGGCAUAGUUAAUUAUGUAAUCUUGCUUGGCUUGGCUUUAGACUUUAGAGUGAUGAUAAAUCAAUCAAAACUUUUUGCUUCAUUC
Molecule: messenger RNA, 841 nt
Organism: Rhododendron vialii
Lineage: Eukaryota; Viridiplantae; Streptophyta; Magnoliopsida; Ericales; Ericaceae
Product: auxin-responsive protein IAA29-like
Exons: 2
Coding region: 77-631 (184 amino acids)
Source: RefSeq, a predicted model, not a curated record